AUGUUGAAGUUUAUACUUCUAAUUGUUCUAUUUUGUAUCGUGGGUGUCUCUGCUCAAUUCCGUCCCGAAUGUGAGCAUCCUUUGCAUUAUGGAGUUCAACAAUGUACCAACUCUUCUUCUGUUAGAUACCACUUCGACAAAGACGCGAAGAAAUGUCUCGCUUUCAAAUAUUCCGGAUGUGGAGGAAACGCCAACAACUUUGCCGGCUACCAAGAAUGUCAAUCUUUCUGUCUCCCAAUGGAUUAUUUCACCUGUCCAGGAGGAACUGAGGCAGUUGCCAGUAAGAAUGGAAAGACACAUUGCGGAGGAAUGGAACAACUGGCAUGUGACGGCCCAAAUACUUUCUGUUUGAAUGGUCCAUUCACUGGAAUUUGCUGUGACACAAGAGCCAGAGAUAAGAUCAACGAUGACUACGAAAAGGAAUGUGGACCAGGGAAGCUGAAGCACCAGAUCGACAUCGGAGGAAUCACUAUUCCAAUGUUCGGAAAGACUUGUGACUCCGCCUUCUGUCCAGCAAACACCAAAUGUCAUCAAGGAAACUAUUUUGCGUAUUGCUGCGCCUAA
Messenger RNA from Caenorhabditis remanei, 564 nucleotides. RefSeq lists its product as uncharacterized. The record is from RefSeq and is a predicted model, not a curated record. The transcript is spliced from 3 exons. NCBI's taxonomy places the organism in Eukaryota, Metazoa, Nematoda, Chromadorea, Rhabditida, Rhabditidae. Gene Ontology annotation, molecular function: serine-type endopeptidase inhibitor activity. The coding region runs from base 1 to 564 and encodes 187 amino acids.